AUGGAGGACGCGAAGCCGGUGCUGGCUUCCACAGCUGACGACGAGGGUGCCAUGGAAUCUCGCUUCGCCGAUCUUUGCAAAGUCUGUAAAGUUCUCCCUUUUCUGAAGCAUCCAUUUCCGUUUAUGCCGGCUUCCUUUAAUAUAAUCUGAUAUUUUCUCCUGGCCGUUUUUCGGCCUUGUCAGACGGGGUUGGGGCUUGAUGAGUCCAAGGCGAGGCUGGCGAUGGAGCUGUUUUCCGAGAUCAAGCCCAUUCUUGUGGCUUAUAUGUCGGCGAUAGGGACUAGCUCGGUACCGAUUCGUUUGAAAGUUUAGGCAAUUAAUUUAUCUUCUGGAGUCUGUUCUGAAUUGCUAUAGUUACAUUUUGAAUUUUGGCUUUGUUUCCUUCGUUUCCUUCCAGGCGGAGGAGAUUGAACGUCUGUGGUAUGGGUUUGUGCUGUACUGCGUGAAGAAGCUGAACUCUGAAAAGGCAAAACAAGACUGUGAGGAGGGAGGUUUUACCCUCCCUCGGAUAUUGAGGGCAGCGAGGCUCAAGUAUCGACUGUCUUAGCCCAUUUAUGCCGUUAAAAUUCUUAUAUUUUAUCUUUAUGCCUGACUGAGUUAUUUUCUCAAAUCCUCCUUAUUUUCGUUCGUGUUUUCCAUUUUCAGUGUUAUGGAUUUCUUCAAGGAGAUGCCGCAAUUUUUACUCAAGGCUGGACAUAUAAUAGGUCGUCAGUUUGGUUCAGAUUGGGAGAAGAGGCUUGAGGUAUAUUAUAUCAUACUAGAGAAAUGGCAUACUGCCGAUUCUAAAAUAUUCUUUCCGGCACAUUUUUUUUAAUAAUUCCACUUGGUUUCUGUUUCAUGAUCAGGUGAAAGAAUCACAGGGGAAUUUUGUGCAUUUGAAGAUUCUUAGUGGGUAAGCAUCUAUCGUUCAGCAUUUUUGCCUCACAUAGUAUUUGAGUCUACAGGAGUCAAUUUUUUGUCACCACAUUUGUUGUUAUCAUUUAAAUUUUGGGAUAGUUACCAUGCCGGGAAUUAUGUUAUUUAUAAUCGCUUUUGCGUAUAUGCAGAUGCAUACAACAGAAAUCCGAAUUUCCUAUGUGUGUUCUCUUUACACUUCUACUCUGUUUAUGAAGCUUCCUAACGUAUCGAUGUAUGCUGAUCGUACUGUAGGUUCUACAAGCGUGAAUAUGAAGAGUUUUUCUUGCCUGGUGACGUGCGUGGUGGUAAAGAUGCUUCUGAUUCUGCCAGUAUCGUCUAUAUAUCCGACUACCAUCGUUUUGGAUGGCUAUUAUUCCUUGCAUUGCGUGUCCACGCAUUCAGUCGCUUCAAGGAUAUCGUGACUUCUACAAAUGGAAUAGUUUCCAUAUUGGUUAGUUGCUUGUUGGAUUCGGUUUUAUUUAUUUGUCAUUAGUUUAGAUGAUGUGCAGAUCCUUCAGGUUCUUUGUUUAUAAUUCUAUCAAUAUUUUGUGUCUAUACAGGUAAUCCUCAUUCUUCAUGUUCCUGUUCGCUUCAGGAAGUUUUCAGUUCUUGAUUUUGCACGCCUAGGUAGUGUUGUUUGGUUGUUAUUUUGACGCUUUUAUUUUUCCCUCUUGCUAUUUUAGAUAUCUGAUAUCUGAGGUAAGAUUUCUAGUUGGCUGAGAUGCCUGUUUUCGUUUGCUUUUAGCUAAGAGAACCGACAAGGGUCUGGACCUUGUCGCUUUCCUAUGUCAAAAAUACGACACAUCCGAAGAUGAGCUGAAAAAAAUGAUGGAAAAAGUUAAUAGCCUCAUAGUUGAUAUUUUGAGAAAGGAGCCUCGCUCAGCAUCAGAGUGCAAAGCUGAGAACUUACAUAAUAUUGACACAGGUGAAACCAUCACCUCAUUGUUCCCUUAUAUGAGAAUUUUGCUGACUCAGGAUUGUUUAAUCUUUUUAUCAAAUGAUAAAUUGACCCCUUUGACUUCAGAUGGGUUGACGUACUUUGAGGAUUUGAUGGAGAUGAAUUCCUUAUCAUCGAGCUUGAUUACUUUAGAGAAAGAUUAUUAUGACGCCAUUUGUGUCAGAGGAGAACUUGAUGAACGCAUGUUUGUCAAUGGGGAAGAUAGUUUGAUCGGCACUGGAAGCUUGUCUGGAGGUGCUAUUAACAUUUCCAGUGCCAAGGUAUAUUUCUUCUCUCGAAGUAUUUUGCGUAUGAACGGUACCCUUUUGGUUUGUCCAUCAGGCUGUUUCAGAUGUUCACAGUGUCUUUCCCGUCGUUGCAGCGAAAGCUUGAUGCGUUGGCCUCGCCUGCCAAGUCGAUAACGAGCCCAUUGUCUCCCCCUCGUACUCCUGCAUCACCAUUAAACGGUAACCUUCUUGGUAAUGUGAAAAUAACCUCUACUCCAGUGACCACUGCCAUGACUACCGCCAAGUGGCUUCGAAACGUUAUUUCACUCCUUCCCCCAAAACCCACAGCAGAACUAGAGCGCUUUCUUUCAUCAUGUGACAAGGAUGUAACCAAUGAUGUAACUCGAAGAGCCAAUAUAAUAUUGGAGGCAAUCUUUCCGAGUACUUCCUUUGGGGAACGUUUUGUUGCUGGAAAUAUUCAGAAUACAAGCCUAGUCGAUAAUGUGUGGGCGGAGCAGAGGAAGUUGGAGGCCAUGAAACUGUACUACCGUGUCCUGGAAGCAAUGUGCAGGGCUGAAUCUCAGAUACUAAAUGGGAAUAAUUUGACGUCCUUAUUAUCCAAUGAACGUUUUCAUAGGUGUAUGCUUGCUUGUGCUGCUGAACUUGUUUUGGCCACCCACAAGACUGUUACCAUGAUGUUCCCUGCAGUUUUGGAAAAAACAGGUAUAACAGCAUUUGAUUUGAGCAAAGUAAUUGAGAGCUUUGUGAGACAUGAGGAAACCCUUCCGAGGGAGUUGAAACGACAUUUGAAUUCACUGGAAGAGCGGCUAUUAGAAAGUAUGGCUUGGGAAAAGGGAUCCUCAAUGUACAAUUCCUUGAUUGUGGCAAGACCAUCGCUUUCUGCUGAAAUAAACCGUCUGGGGCUUUUAGCAGAACCGAUGCCAUCUUUGGAUGCAAUUGCGAUGAUGCAUAACAUUUCAACUGCAGGCUUGCCUCUGCAGCCUUGUUCUAAGUCUGAGAUUUCACCAGGUGAUUUUUGGCCCAAUUUGGCAGCUUUUUAAGUGCAUGCAGUCAUGUUUGUGUUUCUACGCUGGUCCUGGAUCAGUGAUUUCAUCCAUGUUGCAUGGUCAUUAAAAGUUAUCUGAGAAUGCUAAAAGUUAUGUAGUAAAGCAUAUUUGUUGGUUGAAUAGUUGAGUGGUCAUCUCGGUUUUAAUUCUUUGCAGUUAGCUGUCCUUUUUUCUUGCCUGUUACCUGACAAGACUUUAAAAGACUCAAAAUUGCAUUCCACUGUGAGAGAUAACUUAUAUUGUUUUCAUCAGUGAGAUUUGAUCUUUGAUUCUUAUGUCAAUUUCACAGUACACAUUGCAGAUCUGAAUAGUGAGAUGCGUUCUCCAAAGAGACCAUGCACUGAGUAUAGGAGUGUGUUGGUAGAGCGCAAUUCGUUCACUUCACCAGUCAAGGACCGCCUACUGACAUUCAACAGCCUCAAAUCAAGGUUGCCACUCCUCCAGUCUGCGUUUGCAAGGUAUCCGAUCUUCUGACAUGAGAAGCUGAGUUGAAAACAUUUUUCUUUGGGCAGCUCGUCUUUGCAUCCGGUUUUAGUGUAAAAUUAACCUCAAACCUUUUGUUUGCAGCCCAACACGACCAAACCCUGCUGCAGGUGGGGAAACAUGUGCGGAGACUGGGAUCAACAUUUUUUUUAAUAAGGUAUUUUUAUGAUUAGACAAUUUUUUUUGUUUGUUACCCUGGAUUUUCCUGAAUGAUAGAUGGUUCAUGUUUAAAAUACUGAACCGUGGCAAGUUUCUCCGACUGAUCUUUUCGUGGGUGGAGGUCAUGCUCUUGUUGUCCGUGCAUUUAUCAGAGAACUUCAUCUUCUUUGGUUUGCAGAUCACAAAAUUAGCAGCUAUAAGGAUUCGAAGCUUGUGUGAAAGGCUACAACUCUGCCAGCCAGUUGUAGAACAUGUCUAUUCCCUUAUUCAACAAAUUCUCAGUCACCGAACAGGGCUCUUUUUCAAUCGUCACAUCGACCAGAUCAUUCUCUGUAGCUUGUACGGGGUUGCAAAGGCAAGCUAGUUUCCCCCUUGUGCUUCAUGGUCUUAGACGACUACGAUCCCUGUCUGUCUGAUUCCUCAAUUCGAUACCCUUAUUGCUUGCAGAUUUCUGAUUUGAGUCUGACCUUUAAGGAGAUCAUUUAUGGUUAUAGAAAGCAGCAGCAAUGUAAACCCCAGGUUUUCCGGAGUGUUUUUGUCGACUGGUCAUCUACCAAUUGCAGUGGGGUAUGUUGCUUUUAACUUGAAGCUCCCUUCUUUCCGACAGAGUUUUUUCUCUUUUUUUUUUUUGGGCUCUCUUCUGGUUUCUGAUUCAAUAGCUCUUUGAUGAUCAGAGGACUGGCCAGGAACAUGUCGAUAUCAUCACAUUUUAUAAUGAGGUUUUCAUUCCGUCCAUUAAGCCUCUGUUAGUGGAGCUUGGCCCCGCAGGGCCUGCUCCAAAGCACAGCCGCCUCCCCGAGGAUAUCACUAACGCCGAUGGUAUGUGCUUUUAACAAACGUGUAAGCCCUGAGGUAUCUCUCCUCACUUAUGUUGACCUUUUCUAUCCACCGGAUCUUGCUACCAGGUCAAUCCCCAAGCUCACCGCGGGUGUCAACGUUCCCGAGUCUACCGGACAUGUCUCCUAAGAAAGUCUCCGGGACGCAUAACGUCUAUGUUUCCCCUCUGCGGCCAUCAAAGGUGCUUAUUUUCCUGCCGCAGCAUUGAAUGCGGCCUCAGUCCUCUGAUCUGGGCUUAGUUUCUUCUUACGGUUGCUUUUCAUUUAUCUAUCCUUCUUCCACCAAGAUCAUGAGUUUUAUUGGCUAAAUUUCUCUUACAUGUUGGGUUGUGGCCGAUCGAUUUUUACUUUCAAUGCCGGGAAUCAUCUCGGAUGUUCUUCCUACUAAAGGUGUCUGCAUUUGGGCAGAUGGACUCGUUGCUCUCCCCGAGCUCAAAAAGCUACUAUGCGUGCGUCGGCGAGAGCACCCACGCCUACCAGAGCCCCUCGAAGGAUCUCACCGCCAUCAACAACCGCCUGAAUUGGUACGACUUUUGAAGUCACCUCCCAAAACUUCAUAAUAGAUCUUCAUCGUUGACUUGUUCUUCGUCUUUGGGUUUUGGUGUGGGAAGUAGCGGUAGGAAGGUUGGUGGGAGGCUCAACUUCGAUAGCAUAGUCAGUGAUUCGCUGGUGGCCAGGAGCCUCGCCAACCAGAACGGCUGCUCCGCUGGAUCUUGCACCACCGACGCAGCACCGCCAGACCCCUCUGUGAAGGCCGAACAGCCGGACUCUUGA
This is a messenger RNA of Spirodela intermedia, 5380 nucleotides long. NCBI's taxonomy places the organism in Eukaryota, Viridiplantae, Streptophyta, Magnoliopsida, Alismatales, Araceae. The record is from the annotation of a GenBank genome assembly.